AUGGAAAAUAAUCUUCACAAAUUAAAGGAGGCAGCAACAAAUUCCCCAUUGGUACAUCCUAUGCUCUACAAACAGAUGAUUGGAUCAUUAAUGUACCUGGUCAAUACUAGACCUGAUAUCUGUUAUCCAAUAAAUGCCUUGAGUAAAUUCAUGUGUGACCCUAAGGAGAUUCAUCUUAUGGCAGUAAAACAUAUAAUGAGAUACCUUCAAGGCACUCUCAACUAUGGACUCAAGUAUGAGAAUAUUGAUUUGAAUCUUCACGGGUUCACUGAUUCAGAUUGGGAUGGAAGUGUGACUAACAGGAAAAACACCUCAGGGUACUGCUUUAGCUUGGGUUCAGCCAUGAUUUCUUGGAUUAGUAGGAAACAGUCUUUAGUAGCUCAAAGCUCUAUUGAGGCCAAAUAUAUCACAUCUUCCAUAGCUGCCCGAGAAGCUAUAUGGCUACGUAAGCUACUUGUGGGAUUAUUCGGAGAACCAAUGAAGCCUAGUAUAAUUCAUUGUGACAAUUAG
Cryptomeria japonica (Japanese cedar) is the source of this 510-nucleotide messenger RNA. RefSeq names its product secreted RxLR effector protein 161-like. The coding region runs from base 1 to 510 and encodes 169 amino acids. The transcript has a single exon. Lineage: Eukaryota; Viridiplantae; Streptophyta; Pinopsida; Cupressales; Cupressaceae. The record is from RefSeq and is a predicted model, not a curated record.